Molecule: messenger RNA, 2107 nt
Organism: Phragmites australis (common reed)
Lineage: Eukaryota; Viridiplantae; Streptophyta; Magnoliopsida; Poales; Poaceae
Product: protein CLT1, chloroplastic-like
Exons: 10
Coding region: 188-1495 (435 amino acids)
Source: RefSeq, a predicted model, not a curated record
GCCAAAAUGCAAACGAAACAGUUUUCCUCCCUCCAAGAGCACACGGAACGCAAGCAGAGGCGAAGCAACACAACGCAACCGCGAAUCUUCCCCCCUCUUCCACGAUUCCACCGGCACUUAUAAAAAAGCAGGACCAAUUCUCCUACUCCACCCGAGCGAGCAACCAGUUUACUCCUAAAUCUCGUCGAUGGCGCCGCCGUCGCCCAUCACGUGCCGCCCCUCCGCGGCGCGGCAUCCGCUGCUACUCCGCGUCCCCACGGCGCGCGCCGCGACGCUGGGGCUGGGUCUCGGGCUGCCGAGGACGGAGGCUGUUGUUGCGCUGCGGGCGCACGUGCGGCGGAUCGAGGCGGAGCCCUGGGCGUCAGCGUUGGUUGCGGUGAGCAGGAACAGGAGAGAGGAGGCAGUGAGGUGCGCGGCGGCGGGGGAGGUGACGGGGAGUACUGGGGUGGGGAGGAGUGCGGGCAUGGAGGUGGCCCUGGCUGCCGCGGCCGUCGUGGCCAUGGGCACGGGGAACCGCGUCCUCUACAAGCUAGCGCUCGUGCCGCUCCGCCAGUACCCCUUCUUCCUCGCGCAGUUCGCCACGUUCGGCUAUGUAGUUGUCUAUUUCUCGAUCCUGUAUCUUCGUUAUCAAGCUGGUAUUGUCACCGAUGAGAUGCUGUCUCUACCACAGAAACCUUUUCUAGUUGUAGGACUCUUGGAGGCCUUUGCAGCAGCAUCAGGGAUGGCUGCUGGAGCUGUUCUUUCUGGGGCUUCAAUACCGAUACUGUCACAGACUUAUCUUGUUUGGCAGCUUCUUCUAUCUGCUAUCUUUUUGAAGAGGCGCUACAGAAUCAACGAGAUAACUGGAUGCUUUCUAGUGGCUGUCGGUGUCAUAAUAACUGUAGCAAGUGGAUCUGGUACCGGUGCUUCAUUAAAAAGUACCGGAAUUUUAUGGCCACUACUAAUGAUAAUAUCAUUCUUUCUCCAAGCUGCUGAUACUGUAUUGAAGGAAAUUAUAUUUAUAGACGCUGCUAAGAAACUGAAGGGUGGCUCAGUUGAUCUUUUUGUUGUCAACUCGUAUGGCUCUGCUUAUCAAGCUCUUUUUAUGUGUCUCUUGCUGCCUUUCCUGUCAAAAUUAUGGGGAGUUCCAUUCCAUCUACUGCCAACAUACAUCAAAGAUGGUGCAGCUUGCUUCCUAAACAUGGGAUCACUAUCUUCUGGUUGUGAAGGGGCACCACUACUUCCACUACUAUUUGUGUUGGUCAAUAUGGGAUUCAAUAUAUCAUUACUACACCUACUAAAGAUCUCUUCGGCAGUUGUAUCUUCCCUGGCCUCUACAUUCUCAGUUCCGCUGUCCAUCUACGCUUUCACCUUACCACUGCCUUACAUCGGUGUGGCAUCAUCUCUCCCACCUGGCUUUGUUGCUGGUGCAGCGGUACUCACUGCCGGCUUACUAGUGUACAGCCUCCCACAGGGACAACAUUCUGGAAAUUCUUUCCGCAACAGGAAUGACUAGUUAGCAAUAGUAUUCUUUUCUUUAUUGAUCUACCACCAUUUACUAUGGUGCUUGAUCUGGGCUUGAAAGGUAGAACAGAAGUUCUCCUGAAUCCCAUCUGACUGUUGUAUUUUGUAUGGUACAUAUCAUAUAUACCCAAUAAAAGCGGGGAAAUGGCACACGGAUAGGUAAUAAAUCUUUAGAGCAGGAAGUACCUGGCAAUCAGACAUUGUUGAAUGAAUGUCGGAGAUGGGCAUGCACCGUUGUGUGAGGCGGGAAGAGAAUCAGGGAGAAGAGCAAGAGGAGCAUCACCACAGGGACAAAGAGAAGGAAUGGCGGCGGCGGCGGAAGCGGUGGCAGCACCAAUGGCAACCACAGGAGAAUCAUCGCCGCCGCCAGCAUCAUCAUCAGGACACCCUUGUUCAUCGUCGUCUCCAGCCUGCAGUGUGAAGGAACUUCUGCCCCUCCUCCAAUGGCUAACUGGAUCCAGCCUUAGAUGUCCAUGCUUUUUGUGAGGAAGUGUUGUAUGUCUUGAGACAAUGUUGUAUGAUUAUAUCCAGUGAAACUGGAAAAAUGGCAAGCUAUAUAUGGCCAGCGUGAAGUAGCAGGGCCAGAUGGGGUGUUAUAUUUGAA